GUGUUAUUUUUUGAAAUAAUGACUUUUGUGGAACCAGUGCCAUCAGGGUAUUGGCUUUCCAUAUAUGAAAUUAUGGGGACUUUCUUGUUUCAGACUUUGAAAUAUACAAGCCGUGGCUAUGCAUCACAGCGUACUUUAAAUGAGGUGGUGAUAGCAAGUGCUGUAAGGACACCGAUUGGAUCUUUCCAAGGAUCUCUUUCAUCAUUGCCAGCCAAUAAACUUGGUUCCAUUGCAAUUAAAGGAGCAAUUGACAGAGCAGGUAUCCCUGCAGAAGAAGUGAAAGAGGCUUAUAUGGGUAAUGUCUUGCAGGCUGGACAAGGACAAGCUCCUGCAAGACAGGCAGUCUUGGGUGCAGGUCUAGCAAUCUCCACUCCUACUACAACUGUCAAUAAAGUCUGCGCGUCAGGAAUGAAAUCCAUCAUGAUGGCAGCACAGAGCCUGAUGUGUGGGAGUCAGGAUGUAAUGGUUGCUGGUGGAAUGGAGAGCAUGUCUAAUGUGCCCGACACGAUGAGCAGAGGGUCAACACCUUAUGGAGGAGUGAAGCUGGAAGACCUGAUAGUAAAAGAUGGACUGACAGAUGCUUAUAACCAUAUCCAUAUGGGCAACUGUGCUGAGAACACUGCCAAGAAGCUCACUAUUUCACGGGAGGAACAAGACACUUAUGCCAUAGGCUCUUACACCAAGAGCAAAACAGCCUGGGACUCAGGGGUGUUGAAAAAUGAAAUAGUUCCUGUCACUAUUUCAAAGAAAGGAAAGCCAGAUACAGAAGUGACAGAAGAUGAAGAAUACAAACGUGUGGAUUUCAGUAAAGUUCCAAAGCUGAAAACUGUUUUCCAAAAAGAAAACGGGACAGUUACAGCUGCUAAUGCCAGUACCCUGAAUGAUGGAGCAGCUGCUUUGGUGCUGAUGACUACAGAGGCAGCCAAGAGACUGAAAGUCAAACCAUUGGCACGGAUAGUAGCUUUUGCAGAUGCUGCUGUUGAUCCUAUUGACUUCCCAAUUGCACCUGCAUAUGCUGUUCCCAAGAUUCUGAAUGAAGCAGGUCUGAAAAAGGAAGAUAUUGCCAUGUGGGAAAUUAAUGAAGCAUUCAGCGUUGUGGUGCUGGCCAAUAUCAAAAUGCUGGGAAUUGAUCCACAAAAAGUAAAUAUUAAUGGAGGUGCUGUGUCUCUUGGACACCCAAUAGGAAUGUCUGGAGCAAGAAUUGUUGUUCACAUGGCCCAUGCACUGAAACAAGGACAGUAUGGUCUGGCAGGAAUUUGCAAUGGAGGAGGAGGUGCUUCUGCAAUCCUGAUACAGAAGCUGUAGCCCAAGUAGCAUCAGAAACAGCCUGAAACGUGCUCCGAUCAAAAUCAUGUGUGGUAGCUGUUACCCCUUAUUUAUCAAUCAGUGGAUGAAUUCUGUAACUGCUAUUCUGAGAUUUCUGAAAGCAUCAUUGAUUACUGAUACAGACACCUGUGCUUUUAUUACUUACCAGUGCAAGUUUUUAUACAGUACAACUAAAGAAUGUCAAAUUAUGUCUUGAGGCCUGACAAUAAAGAAUGUUAACU
Molecule: messenger RNA, 1547 nt
Organism: Acanthisitta chloris (rifleman)
Lineage: Eukaryota; Metazoa; Chordata; Aves; Passeriformes; Acanthisittidae
Gene: ACAT1
Product: acetyl-CoA acetyltransferase 1
Exons: 11
Biological process (GO): fatty acid beta-oxidation
Molecular function (GO): acetyl-CoA C-acetyltransferase activity
Source: RefSeq, a predicted model, not a curated record